GAAACUAUGGAAAUUAGAAAUCAUUUGUUGAUAUGUCAUAAAAAGAAAAAGCGCAUAAAAUCACCGAAACGUCGAAAAACUCGACUCGAGUUGUCGUCGAAGCCGCCGAUGAAGUCGAUGUCCGCCGACGAGGAGAAGGAGAUCCUGAACCUGAUCCGCACGCGUCUCCACGGCUGGGACAAGGGCUGGACGGCCACCGACAUCGUGGGCAUCAACAGUCUCGACGAGACGCUAGUAUUUCUGGUCAAAUGGACGAAUGGGGAGCAAACGGUUGUCCUCUCAGACGUCGCUAAACACAAGUGUCCGCAACUGGUCAUCAAAUUCUACGAAAGGCAUAGUGUUUGGGACGACACCGACGAUGAGGAGAAGCAGUAGUGGUCUGGCUUUCAUCGACAGUUCCUCUCAUUAUAUAUAUUAUAUACAUAUCUGUCGUCCCAUUCAUUCAUUGCAUUUGUUUUUUUUUGAAGUUUUUCAU
Oppiella nova is the source of this 475-nucleotide messenger RNA. NCBI's taxonomy places the organism in Eukaryota, Metazoa, Arthropoda, Arachnida, Sarcoptiformes, Oppiidae. The record is from the annotation of a GenBank genome assembly.